AUGGCGGCAAUGAUGAAAAAGCUGGGCAAGCUGCUGCGCAAAAAGAAGUUCGAUGGCGAGCCCGUGGACGAGCUUCCCCCCGCCACCAUUGAGCGUGACAACCGGAUGUGCAAGUCGAUGCGCGAACGGAAGGGCUCCGAGUCGACUGGGGCAUUCCAACGUGCCCGCGUCUUCACGAGCUCGUAUCGUUUCAAGAAGCCGAAGGAGGGUGAAGAAAUUGACGUCACGGCCAACAUCAACGUUCGCUCGUGGACCGGGACGCUGGGUGCCGAGGCUCUAAAGCGUCGCUCGAUGCGCGUGAGGAACGAUGAUGCCGCGGAACAAAAGGCAACACCUGGGUUUGCGGAAACGCGGCGACUCAGCAUGUGCGCCCAAGAACUUCUCGCUAAAGCCGAAGCAAACACUCAAGAAGGCGCCCAGAACGACGGUGGCUCUCCUCCCAUCGUUCUCCCCACCGACCAGGACGAAGAGCUCACCAAGGUUGAACUCGCCAGCGAGGAAGAGCACAAGGCGUUCGAGGAGUGCCCUGAUGAAGCCCAGCCGAAGCUCGAGGGCGGAGCCGAUUGGGAAAUGGUUGAAGCGGAUCUCCCGAGCUUCAAGCUGCUCUCAUCGUGCGAUGGGAAAAUGGCUUCCAACCUCUCGCUGGGCACAAGCUCGACCUCACCGUCCGCCGACGACUCCGAGGCUUACAACAAGCUGCCGCCCGUUGAAUUCCCGAAGAGCAAGUGGGUUCUGCCCUGGUCGUAUGACGAAAAGAAGACUGUCCUGCGCGACGCUUUUCUCCCGACGUCAAGGCUGACCGAGAGCGAGCUAGCGACUACAUUCGGCAUGUCGAAUGAGCAGCUCAAAGAUUAUAUGGAUAAGAGGUUCAACGCCAAAGUUCCCGUCGAAUGCACCCCGGCACGCAGCGAACAGGAGACGCCGAAAAAACGUCGUUCCCAAAUCGACGAGGUGAUCGACCGUGUUCAACAAGGCGAGGCUGUGGACGAGGAGCCGAAUGAGGAUCGUCUCGCGGAGCUUCAGGGCUUCCCCACGUCAUCGCGCGGCUCUUCAAGAAUGGACAUCAAGCCCGAUAACGGCUACUUCAACAAGAACGAUCGCCGCCGUCACACGAUGGGUGGAAAUCAGCCGGACCGCGAGCGCCUUCCCAGGGGAAAUUUUGAGCGCAACAGCCAAAACUACGCCAGCCAGACGAACAACAAGAGGCGCCGAAACCGUGGCGGAAAGAAAAACAAGAACAAAAACAAGGAAAAUGACGAGAUUCCGAAUGCUAAAGGAGAAUGGGUCACGCGCCCGAUGACCCCCGUUGAGAAGCAUAUCUUCGAGGCUGGUAAGAAGUCGAUGCGUGACGCGGAGAAGCAACAACUCUCUCCCAAGACCCCCGAACCGAAGCUCGGCUCCGAGAACUGCAAGACGCCCCGGCGCGAUAGAGUUCCCUACACUCCACGCACUUUCCAACAAAUUUCCGCCCCUCCAAAC
Messenger RNA from Mesorhabditis spiculigera, 1479 nucleotides. The record is from the annotation of a GenBank genome assembly. Lineage: Eukaryota; Metazoa; Nematoda; Chromadorea; Rhabditida; Rhabditidae.